Molecule: messenger RNA, 3157 nt
Organism: Ooceraea biroi (clonal raider ant)
Lineage: Eukaryota; Metazoa; Arthropoda; Insecta; Hymenoptera; Formicidae
Product: Rho GTPase activating protein at 54D
Biological process (GO): regulation of small GTPase mediated signal transduction; signal transduction
Cellular component (GO): cytoplasm
Molecular function (GO): GTPase activator activity
Source: RefSeq, a predicted model, not a curated record
AAAAUCAACUAGAUAUUUAUAACUAGGAUCGAUAUCAAGAGUUUUUAGUUUCGCCUCUCGCUUCCGCUUGGUGCGCUAACAUCAUUAAAGAAUGACGUUUGAUCUCUUAUUACAAACAUUUCAUGCCGUUUACUGGAGCCGCGUUUAAAUUGCCGUACGCGCCACUCUGUUCAACGAUGGCAGAUUUUAACGAUGGAGUGGACGGAAAACUGGCGUUUAGGAUGCGGAAAGUUAAUUCGGAACAAUUUCACACGCUCGUGAGAAUGCACCUGUCCUUCGAAUUGGAUCUUAAUACGGAGGACAGUGACAGUACUAUUGAAAAAGCGAGAUUAAAAAAGUGGGGUCUUUUGAGCUUUGCCAAAAAGUCCAAGUCUUCAGGUAGUUUAGAGAAGGGUGCAGAAGGUGUUACCUUAACUGAGGAUGGUAUCAAUCACGUAACGCAGUUGAUAGAUUAUUUAUCCAUAGAAGAAAAUAUCACACAGGAAGGAAUAUUUCGACGUACUGGAAAAUUGACGAGGCAGCAGGACUUGAAGACAGCCAUGUCCCAGGGUGUGUCUCUAAAUCUCGAUGAUGGUCGAUUUAGUGUGCAUGAUUGUGCCUCUGUGUUGAAAGGAUUCUUGUCAGAGCUAUCGGAACCGCUCCUGACGGAUUUGCAUUAUCCAGCACAUUGCCAGAUAGCUGAGUUAUGCAGCUUGGAUGCGAAGAUGCACGACACAAGAUUAUUGAGUUCUUUGCAACUGCUCCUCCUGCUUUUGCCACCUCCUAACAGAAUCUUGCUGAAGGCCAUUCUUACCCUGCUGAACAAAACGGCGAGCUACGAGCACAGUAACAAAAUGAACAGCGACACGCUGGCCACUCUCUUCACGCCGCACCUACUGUGUCCACGAAAACUCUCACCCGAAGCACUGCACAUCAAUUCCCAGAAUCUAUCGUGUCUGGUUGCAUUCAUGAUCAGGAAGGGCACGGAAUUAUUUGAGAUUCCAGCAAAAUUGGCUACGGAUAUAAGAGCGUACUGGGUGGAGCAGGAAAGGAAAUUGUUGAGUCCGAAGAAAACCGACCUGAACGAAUCUGUGCCGGAUACGACCGGUACGGCCCACACUGUAUUCAGUUUCGUCGAUCGUAACUUGACGGCAAAGGCAAACUCUACGCAGGAUACACAGGCAGCUCUGGCUCAGCUGUACGCGCACAUACAGGCUAUGCCGGAAUCGGCCAAGAAACGGCGACUCGUGAAACAGUUCAAUAAGGAGAACGGUCAGGGUACACCUCGGCACGUGAAAAAUUGCAAAACCAAAAGUCUCGGCGAUUCCAUCAAGAAGCACAUCUUCCAAAAGAAGAUCUUGGGUCACAAGAAGUUUGUCGACAUCAAUAUUGGAUGUAACAUCACCAGAUCGAACAGCGAAGAGAAUAUAUUGUCAACGAAACUAGAGGAGUCGUUGCUCCCAACGAGAGCGCUUCUCAGCAAGUCAAACGACGAACUUAGCACGGAAAACUGUGAUACGAUCUCCAAUAACGAUCUCCUGUGCACCAAACACAUGAGCAAUAGUGUAGAUAGCCUUAAGAACGAGACCCCGACGAGCUGUAGUACAGUGAAGAGGAAACUCCGUACACAGUCGAAGAGAGAGAAGUUUGACGAGCGCAGUCUGCAACGUGACGCGAAACAGAGCUUAGGUUCGAUGGAACUCAGUUCGAACGCAAGUUUGCGAGACGUUGACGUGGUGACUGCUUGCAACGACAGUCAGUGCGAUUCCGGUAAACUGAUGCGGCAACUCAGCGAGCCGCUCGACGUAUACUCCGCUCACGAUACGAUCGACGGUGAUGAUUCGUUGACGAAGGAUAGCGAAUUAGUCCGGCAAAACUCGGAGCCUACGCUCGCACUCGUCGCGAUGCCAAACGUACAAACCUCUUCCUCGAAGGCCUCAGACACGUUGAACGUAAAACCAUCCGAGACCGCCUCGAACGUCGAGUCGCAUGCCGAAGCCGCGUGUGCGCACAAUAUGCAGUCGCCGAUAGUAAAAAAUAGAUUUAUAAACGUGUACUCCGUUCAUACAUCGACGCCAUCGAGCUUGCUGCGACGAAGCUUGGCUACUAAUGACUAUAUCCUAACUCCUAUUACUAACAACGAUAAAAGCAUGAGUCCGAUCACCCAGAGCGCGACGAAAAUGACUAAAGCUAUGCAGGAAACGAUGAUGACUCCACGCUCCCGGAAGCCAGUUAUGAUAGUCUCAACGUCGAAUCUUUGCAAUCUCGUCACCGGCAACGAUUGCAAUCAGCAUAACACGCCGAACAACUUUUGUGGGUCCAAUUUAGACAUGGUCGGUGCAAUAAGUUGCGCUUCCAUCUUGGAAGAAUCUCAGACGUACAACAGUACAGGAAACGCACUGCCUCACGCAAAGGAUGCUGAGAAUAAAGAGAACAAUAAGUUAAACACGCUCGAGAAACACAACUGUAUCUCUUCGUUCGUCACUAAUUGUUGCGCUUGUACGCAACAAAGUUCGGCGUCGAUAACGAGCACGUUCAGGGAGUACUUGUUGUCGCGAAGCGUUUUAACAGCCAGUCCCGUUGAUCUCAGUUUCACGUCGCGAACAGGAGACUUCGAGCAAUCGGAGUCUGAUUUGAACAUCUUGAACGACGAUACGCUGUCCGACAGCUUACUAUGCUGUUUAGACGGUAACCAACCCGAGUCUGACACUUCCGGCAUAGCGUCUGGCAGCACGAAUAGCGCGAAUAAUUCCACCGAAAAAACGGAGGAAUCCUCCUCUUCGAGAAAACGAGGGACUAGUCUGCAACGAAACGAUUCUAAGAGAUCCGCCAGAGAGAGCGCAAUUAAUGCCUCGAGAGACGAGGAGCUCAAGCAGAAGCCGCAAAAUGAAUCGAUUCUAAACCCGUCAGAGAUGAAGGACAGCUUCCAGGAGACAUCAUUUUAAUUUCGUUCGAGAUUCGUUAGUUGUUAACAUUAACGUAGCGUUGAGUUUAAAUAAGUUUCUAUAUCUUCGAUACUUUAAAAGAAAAGAACUGCCACAUUAAUUUAAGAGUGCACAUCGAUAUGGCCCUGGACAGUCUUGUUGCAAGUAUAAACUUUCUUGAUUUUCCGCUACUAGUUCGAUCGCUUAUAUUCCACUUGUAGAGACUGAAACUUUAUUAUACGGAUAUAAUGAAA